AUGGAAAUUACCAUUGAUAAUGGACAAUACGUCUUCGAUAUAUCUAAACGUCGAGUUGAAGCUGUCAAUGAUGACAAAAACCCACACGAAGACGAUGGAGGGAUAUGUCUCAGAUAUACCAUAUUCAGAACCUAUGAUAUAUCAGCAUUUAAACCAACAAAACAACAAGGUCUUCAAAGAACGGAUUUGGCAGAGAACGCUGUAGACAGAUCUUUAUCCACAUGUUCUUCUACAUAUUUAUCUAAUCCAGCAUGGUGGUAUGUGGAUCUCCAGAAAGUCAAAAGUAUUUAUGACGUACAGAUUUACUUCAGGCUUUAUAAUAAGAGCUAUGGUUGUACCAGAGAUGAUGCUUAUGGACAACUCUGUAAUGAAACCUGUCCCUCACACUGCCAAGAAAGAAGGUGUUACGUAACUAAUGGGACUUGUGUUGGAUGCAUCGAUGGCUGGAUCGGGGAAAAAUGCCUUGAUGCUUGUCCAGCUGGAUUUUAUGGAGCAGAGUGCAACAGAACAUGUUCAGUCAGAUGUCAAGAAAAAUCUUGUAAUCACGUGACUGGUCAUUGUUCAGGAUGUAUUUCAGGAUGGAUGGGAUAUGAUUGCAAUGAAAGAUGUAGGUAUGGGACAUACGGAGAAAAUUGUAAAAGGAAUUGUAGCGGAAACUGUGCAAACCAGGAGGAUUGUAACAAAGAGAGCGGAGAUUGCAAUGCAGGGUGUGUACGGGGUUAUAGAGGCUCUAAAUGUGAAGAAGAAUGUGAUUUUGGUACUUAUGGUGCUAAUUGUACAAAUCUCUGCAGUGGAAACUGCUUCGAAAAUAAAACCUGUAAUAAGGUUUAUGGAGAAUGUAUGGAUGGAUGUAGGGAAGGGUUUAAGGGAACUUUAUGUAAUGAAAAAUGUAGCCAUGGAAAGUUUGGUAAAAUGUGUAAAGAGGAUUGCAGUGGAAAUUGUUUAAACAAUGAAACUUGUUUUCACACAAACGGUCAUUGUUUGAUGGGAUGUGAGGCGGGAUUUCAAGGCAAGAAAUGUGACGCACUGUGCUCUGGUUCUUAUGGUCACAAUUGUGAAGAACCGUGCAGUUCACACUGUCUGAAGAACGAGACUUGUGAUAUUAUAAAUGGAAGUUGUCCUUAUGGCUGUCAAGAGGAAUAUGAGGGUGAUACAUGUAAGCAACGAAAAGGAUCGGCGUUAAAGACAUCUGAGACGAAUGCAGGAAAUGUCACAUACGGCGUGGUCAGUGGUGUUGUAGCGGUGGUUGUUAUAGUCCUGGUAGUUGUGGUGGAGAUUCCAAAGGGUGAAUUACAUCCAUGUGAAGUUGGUCAAAGAGAAGAAAACAAAGACAAGAACAGAUACACGACGACAUUUCCCUACGAUCAUACUCGUAUCAUUCUACAAGAAUCUAACAAGAACGACGGUUAUAUCAAUGCUAACUACAUCAAGGAAAAAUGUAAACAAUAUUGGCCAAACAACAGUGAGAAAAUCCAACAUGGACAUUUUACCAUUCGAAGCAAUGAAGAAAAGACCUAUGCAAAUUAUGUGACGAGGAAGUUCCAUGUGCAAAAUAUUGCUGAACACAAAGAACGAGACGUGAGGAUGUUUCACUAUACCCAGUGGCCAGAUCAUGGGGUCCCUGAAGCUAUAAACCUUGUCAUUUUCCAUCAGCAUUUCUUGAGAUCGGUUUCAGGGAAUUCUAUUCAACCUAAACUUUUAGUACACUGCAG
Molecule: messenger RNA, 1712 nt
Organism: Saccostrea cuccullata (small rock oyster)
Lineage: Eukaryota; Metazoa; Mollusca; Bivalvia; Ostreida; Ostreidae
Product: multiple epidermal growth factor-like domains protein 10
Exons: 14
Biological process (GO): protein dephosphorylation
Molecular function (GO): protein tyrosine phosphatase activity; scavenger receptor activity
Source: RefSeq, a predicted model, not a curated record